Molecule: messenger RNA, 1644 nt
Organism: Epithele typhae
Lineage: Eukaryota; Fungi; Basidiomycota; Agaricomycetes; Polyporales; Epitheliaceae
Product: high nitrogen upregulated cytochrome P450 monooxygenase 2
Exons: 10
Coding region: 1-1644 (547 amino acids)
Molecular function (GO): oxidoreductase activity, acting on paired donors, with incorporation or reduction of molecular oxygen; monooxygenase activity; iron ion binding
Source: RefSeq, a predicted model, not a curated record
AUGCUGCUCUCCGAACCCUCCGCACGCCAUGCCCUCUUCGCCGCUUCACUCUCCGCGCUGCUCGUGCACUACAUAUUUAACCGCUACGAACCCCAGCAGGCCAGAAUCCAUAUUACCCUCCUCGUCCUCGUCCCCGCCUCGCUGUUUGCGCUUUUCCUUGGCCGUCUUCCCGUCGUCAAUGCGGCGUUGGUAACCUUCACCGCCUACUGGGCCACUCUGGCCACAUUAGUUGCUCUCUAUCGCCUUUCCCCAUGGCACCCCCUAUCUCGACAACCCGGACCCCUUUUCCUCCGGCUCUCCAAGCUUUCGAUGGCAUGGGUCUCUCGCGGCGGCAAGCGGCACUUGUACACGCAAGAGCUUCACCGCCGCUACGGCGACGUUGUUCGCGUAGGUGUCGAUCAGCAGCCCUCAGCGAUUCAGACUCUCUUGGGCACAGCAGGGCUACACAAGGGUCCGCAGUGGGAUGGAAGGGUGGCGACACAGAGCGUGGCCCCACUUAUCGCCAUCAAAGACCCUAAGGAGCACUUGCGCCGACGCAAGCCAUGGAACCGAGCGCUCAGCGUCGCGAGUGUCAAGGAUUUCGAACCCUUUGUGACGCACCGGGCGCAGCAGCUGCUCAAGGUACUGCCGGAGCAGCACGGACCCGUGAACCUGGCGCAAUGGUUCAGCUGGUUCACCUAUGACUUGAUGAGCGAUAUGGCGUUUGGCGGCGGUUCUUCCGAGAUGAUGUUGAACGGAGAUGACGGGAGCGUUUGGCCCUUGCUCGAAGUCGGCCUGGUGAACUCCGACACUUUUGGACACCUACCAUGGCUCGCGGAUUACACCCGUUCCAUCCCCUUCCUUGGAGCCAAAAUGAAGCAGAUGCGCGCGUACUGCAUCGAUCGCACCCAGCAGCGUGUGAUGCUCGGCAGCACCACGCGCAAGGAUCUCUUCUACUACCUCAACAACGAAGACGGCGCGGAGCCGACCCCGCCACUUCCAGAGGUCGUCGCUGACGGAACCUUGGCGAUAGUGGCCGGCGCGGACACGACCUCGAGCGUGCUGUCGAGUGUCUUCUUCUGCCUGCUCUCUCACCCCGAGUCGUACAGCCGCCUGCGAGCUGAGGUCGACCGCUACUACCCUCGCGGAGAAGACCCCUUCAAUCCGAGACAUCACGGAGACAUGCCAUACCUUAAUGCCGCCAUUAACGAAGCCAUGCGCCUCUUCCCACCGAUUAGCGACGGAAGCCAGCGCGUCGUGCCAGCGGGAAGCGGAGGCCGCGUCGUCGGGAACGACUUCCUGCCCGAGGGCACGGUCUCGACGGUGCACACGUACACCAUCCAGCGCGACCCGCGCAAUUUUUCCCCCCUUCCAGACGAGUUCUGGCCCGAGCGCUGGAUCCACGCCGCGAGCGGGGAGCCGAGCCCCCUGGGCGGGAAGCUUAUACACAACGCGGCGGCGUUCUUUCCGUUCUCGUUCGGCCCCGCUAACUGCGCCGGGAAGGGCCUCGCGCUGCUGGAGAUGCGGAUGGUGGUGUGCGCGGUUGUGCAGAAGCUCGAGCUGGCGUUCGUGGACGGCUUCGAGCCGUCGGCGUACGAGGACGCGCUCCGGGAUUACUUCAUCCUGACGAGACCACCGCUGCCUGUUGUGGUGCGAGAGCGGUGA